AUGACCUCUUUCACUCCCAUCAACCUUUCUAUCAAGAAGACGAGCAGCAAAGCCGACGAGAACAAGAACGAGAAAAGAAACAGCAGCAGCAGCAUGAGCAAAAGCACCAACAGCGUCCGACUGCAGCCUUGGCAGCUCCGGGCUCUCCAAAAUGGCAGAAAUCCUCUGCCAGAAGCCCCUGGAGCGAGACCCUGCAUCGACCCAAGGGCGAGCUCUCAUGUUGUUAGAAGCCAGUCAUCAAACCCGCCUUCUUCUAUAGAUGUGCUCUCUUCAUCUGGUACAACCAACACCGACGAGGCUUCUGGGACUGAGGCGACGUCCAUGACAUACCGCUUCUGGUCAGGCAACGAUAUGAGGUCUCUAAUUGCACUCCGCAACAGCGGUGCCACAUGGCCCGAUGUCUAUGCGGCGUUUCCAGAAAGAACACCAGAGGCAAUCAAGCAAGCAUACCACAAACGACGGCACACAAUCGAGCGUGAGAUGGUCAUGGAGGCAGAGGCAGCUUCAAACUCCCAGAGUAACGGAAACGGUGGGAUGAACAAUUGA
Fusarium sp. VM40 is the source of this 546-nucleotide messenger RNA. Lineage: Eukaryota; Fungi; Ascomycota; Sordariomycetes; Hypocreales; Nectriaceae. The record is from the annotation of a GenBank genome assembly.